Scheffersomyces stipitis CBS 6054 is the source of this 570-nucleotide messenger RNA. Its product is annotated as rRNA-processing protein. Gene Ontology annotation, cellular component: small-subunit processome; nucleolus. The coding region runs from base 1 to 570 and encodes 189 amino acids. Lineage: Eukaryota; Fungi; Ascomycota; Pichiomycetes; Serinales; Debaryomycetaceae. The record is from RefSeq and is a predicted model, not a curated record. The transcript has a single exon.
AUGGGAAAGGCUAAGAAGACAAGGAAGUUCGCCUUGGUGAAACGGACGUUAAACUCCAAGGAUCCACGUAUAGUGAAAAACCAAAAAAAGGACACCAAAAAAGUAGAAGACUCUGAGUUGACUAGAUCGGUACCUCAAGUCUCAUCAGCUUUAUUUUUCAAAUUCAAUCUGGCUAUUAGGCCACCUUACCAAGUGCUUAUCGAUACCAAUUUCAUUAACUUUUCUAUCCAGAAGAAGGUUGAUAUCGUCAAAGGGUUGAUGGACUGUCUUAUGGCCAAAGCUAUUCCUAUAGUGACAGACUGUGUCAUGGCAGAAUUAGAGAAAUUGGGUCCCAAGUAUCGUAUUGCAUUAAAAUUGGCCAAAGACCAUCGUAUACAAAGACUCAGUUGCACUCACGGUGGCACGUAUGCCGAUGACUGUAUUGUCAACCGUGUGAUGCAACACAAGUGUUACAUUGUGGCCACCAACGAUGCUGACUUAAAGAGAAGAGUAAGAAAAGUGCCUGGUGUUCCUUUAAUGAGUGUUGGUGGACAUGCUUACGUCAUAGAGAGAUUGCCAGAUGUAUUCUAG